AUGUCACAAACUACCGAUGUCCUAAUCAUUGGUGCAGGCAUAUCUGGGGUCGGUUUUGCCGUGCAGUUGAUCCGACAAUUUGGCACCAGAAACUUUCAACUUAUUGAGAAAUCUGAUAAUAUUGGUGGAACAUGGUGGGUAAACUCGUAUCCCGGCUGUGGCUGUGAUGUUCCAUCGCAUUUCUUCUCCUACUCAUUUGCAUUGAAGCCCAACUGGUCUCGAAGAUUUGCCCUGCAAUCUGAGAUACAUGAGUAUUUCACAGAGGUAGCAGCUCAGUACGAAAUUCACAAACAUGUGCAGUUAGCAUCUCUUGUUGAAAAAGCCUCUUGGGACGAAUCAUCCGGAACUUGGAUCGUCAUAGUUCGAGACCUUAGGUCAUCUAAAUUGAGAGAAUACCACAGCAAGAUCUUGAUAUCUGCAGUUGGAACGCUAUCUGUUCCGCAGAAAUGCACCAUUCCAGGUGUCUCAAGUUUCCAAGGAAAUAUGUUCCAUACGGCACAGUGGGACCAUAAGUUCAAUUGGAAGGAUAAGGAACUUGUUGUCGUCGGAAAUGGAUGCUCCGCGACACAAAUUCUCCCAGAGAUAUCCUCCGGUCCUGGAGCAGCUAGAAUGAUAACCCAAUUCUGUCGACAAGCACAUUGGCUGGCUGAGCGCCCUAAUCCAGAAUACUCUGGCUUGUUUAAGUGGACGAUGAAAUGGGUUCCUCUAGCGAUUCGUAUCUACAGAGCGAAAUUAUACUGGGAUCAAGAAAGAGAUUUCAAGGGCUUCGACAUAGAAACGGGGGCCGAGAUCCGCAAAGGCUGGUCAAAAGAUGCCGCUGAUUACAUCCGUGCUAAUGCACCUGCGAAAUAUCGAGAUUUUCUUGUUCCGAAAACCGAAAUCGGGUGCAAAAGACGCGUCAACGAUACGGGAUAUCUCGCUUGUCUGUAUCGAGAGAAUGUCGAUCUCAUAUACGACGAUCCCAUUGAAGAGAUAGUACCAACUGGAGUUCGCACGAAGUCCGGAAAGAUAGUCCCUGCAGAUGCAAUUAUCCUUGCUCAGGGCUUCGAGACACAAAAGCCGUUUGGAUCUUUGCAGAUAUUUGGCGAAAGAGGGGUGAGCAUCUUGGAACAUUGGGAGCGAGUGAGCGAGGGAGUCCCCUCUUCGUACUUGGGGACAUGUCUUUCAGGCUUCCCUAAUUUUUUUAUUAUGAUGGGUCCCAAUACCCUCAGCGGUCAUCUCUCUGUUAUCUACACUACAGAAUGUCAAAUUAAUCUUACGUUGCGCAUCAUCAGGCCUAUAUUGAACGCCAUGGGCACAGAGACAUCAAUUUUGGCCGUUAAUGGGCCAUCCCGAGAUAUCGUUACCGUUAAGCGUUCAGCUGAGAAACAAGAUAUCGAAAUGGUACAACAGAAAGCCAAAAAGCUAGUAUGGGCAACAGGUUGUACAUCUUGGUUCAUUGACGAGAAUACUGAGAGAAACACCAUAAUGUUCCCCGAUUGGCAGUAUAAGUUUUGGCUAAGAAGUAUUUUUGUUUCUUGGGAUGAUUUUGCCUACAGGACCUCAGCAAAAUUUCAUUCACAAUCACAUGGAAGCAGCGAGGACCUUUGUUGUAUCUUUAGCGAAAUCAAGUCUGAACUAACUCUUCUUUUCAAUCAAUUUUUUGAAGCGUCAGUUUCCGCAAUUAGUCAAGAUACCGCGAUCAAUGAAACAAAUUUCGAUUCGACUUGA
Molecule: messenger RNA, 1710 nt
Organism: Trichoderma virens Gv29-8
Lineage: Eukaryota; Fungi; Ascomycota; Sordariomycetes; Hypocreales; Hypocreaceae
Exons: 5
Coding region: 1-1710 (569 amino acids)
Molecular function (GO): N,N-dimethylaniline monooxygenase activity; flavin adenine dinucleotide binding; NADP binding
Source: RefSeq, a predicted model, not a curated record